Messenger RNA from Mesorhabditis spiculigera, 837 nucleotides. Lineage: Eukaryota; Metazoa; Nematoda; Chromadorea; Rhabditida; Rhabditidae. The record is from the annotation of a GenBank genome assembly.
AUGCUAACUGAAGACAAUUGGUAUCCCAUCAAUAUCCUUCGAAAUGCUGCGAGAUUGUUUGUGCCGAAACAAGCUUUGAUGACGCUCAGUGAUGCUCAAUUUAUGUUUUCGUUUAAUUUCGAAACAAUCGUAAAAGAAUAUGUGGCUUCCGAUUUGAUCGAUAUGACACAUGAUCUGUUAGUUUACCGAAUUUUUGAAGGGAUCCCGGACGGGCUUGGUGGAUAUCCGUUGACGAUGGAAGAAUUGAAAGGAGCGUUUGACAUUUCUACCGUAAGGGUAUUUCACGAAUUGACAGCUAUUGAGUCCCAUUGGAUACCAGAUUUGGAAUAUUGGUUGAGGACUAGGCGGGCCAAACGGACCAAGAAAUAUAGAUAUCUGGAUGCCGCAUGGGAACCACAAUUUGUUGCCCAAAAUAACGUGCCGUUUCAUGAUGAAGCAUUUCCUUAUUUGAUCCGAGACAAUGCCAAUCAGCGCUGGACAUUAUGUAGGGCUGGAUACCGCUUCCACGUUAUGAACAUGGCAUUUGCGAUCCACCCUGGAUUUAAAAAUCCUGGAGAUGCAGGCUCGACUCGAGAUGACCGCCAAGUUGUCUUGGCCAGAUAUGCUAAAGCUGUCACCGAAUUUAAUGCAUAUAUGGAUAAGAAGUAUCCGGAUACACGGAAUAAAUGCCCACAUAUGGAACCAGAUGAUCGCAGUCGGAAAGCGCUUCAGGAAGAGAACAUGGUUGAAAAGUAUUCAAGCGCUGAGCGUGAGGCUCUCGUAAAAGCAGCAGAACAAAGACAGCUAAAAGAGAACAGAACAUUAGAAGCUCUGAUUCCCGGAAAUGAGACAAUGAAC